Molecule: messenger RNA, 1026 nt
Organism: Amblyraja radiata (thorny skate)
Lineage: Eukaryota; Metazoa; Chordata; Chondrichthyes; Rajiformes; Rajidae
Gene: eif2b1
Product: eukaryotic translation initiation factor 2B, subunit 1 alpha
Exons: 9
Coding region: 115-1023 (302 amino acids)
Biological process (GO): translational initiation
Cellular component (GO): eukaryotic translation initiation factor 2B complex
Molecular function (GO): guanyl-nucleotide exchange factor activity; translation initiation factor activity
Source: RefSeq, a predicted model, not a curated record
GCCCGCGACCCCUCGCUGCCCGGACCGGCGCCGCCGCUCUGGUUGUCGGGGGACGGGUUAGUGGAGAGACCGGGACAGCGGUCCGUCUGCUGACGGGUCCCGCGUCCGUCGGCGAUGGAUGAGCUGGAGCUUGUAGACUAUUUCAAAACUCAAAUGAGGGAGAAUGAAGAUGUUGCAUCUGCAGUUGCUGCCAUUCGCACCUUGCUGGAGUUUUUGAAGAGAGACAAAGGCGAGACCAUCCAGGGGCUGAGAGAGAACCUGAAGGCAGCUAUAAAAAUCCUCAGCAGUGUGGACUCGUCAGUGGCCGUGUCUUCAGGCGGUGAACUCUUCCUCCGCUUUAUCAGCCUGACAUCCCUGGAACAUCCGGAUUAUUCAAUAUGCAAAAAGACGAUGAUAGACCGAGGGGAGCUUUACUUGGAAAGAAUUUCAGCUUCAAGGAAGAAGAUUGCGAACCUGUGUCACGCAUUUAUAAGUGACGGCUCUAAAAUAUUGACGCAUUCCUCUUCGCGGGUGGUGCUACGAGUGUUGGAGCAAGCGGCCAGAGCCAAGAAACGCUUCAGUGUAUUCAUCACAGAAUCACAGCCCGACUGCUCAGGGCUUAAAAGUGCAGAAAGUCUGAAGAAGUUGAACAUUCCAGUGACUGUGAUCCUUGAUGCCUCAGUGGGGUACAUUAUGGAGAAAGUGGAUUUGCUUCUGGUCGGGGCUGAAGGGGUGGUGGAGAGCGGAGGGAUCAUUAACAAGAUCGGGACAUACCAGAUGGCAGUCUGUGCAAAAUCUCACAACAAGCCCUUCUAUGUGGUCGCCGAGAGCUUUAAAUUUGUCCGACUCUAUCCCCUCAAUCAGCAAGAUGUUCCCGAUCGAUUUAAGUACACUGCGGAGAUACUGAAGUCAGCAAAGAACCUUGCAGAGGAGCACCCGACAGUGGACUACACUCCUCCGUCAUUCAUUACCCUGUUGUUCACUGAUCUGGGCGUGCUCACCCCUUCUGCUGUUAGUGAUGAAUUAAUUAAACUAUAUUUGUGAUAA